AUGGGUUUCUACUGUAAAUCAUCAUACAGUAGUUAUUUUCAUGAUCUCUAUCCAUCAAUCUUCUUCGUAAUUAUCAUAAUAUUAUCAGUUUUUCCUAGUAGUACUUCUUCGAAAUCCAUAUCCUUCGACUUUCCAAAAUUCUCACCAAAUGUUUCAAAUUUGCAAUUCCAAAAUGAUACGUUUUGGUCGAGCAACAACUCCAUCGAACUCACCAAGAAUUCAAAGGAUGCUUAUCGUGUUGGAUGGGCUACCUAUUCACAACCUAUACAGCUUUGGAAUGCAACAACCGGAGAGCUUGCAGAUUUUUCUACACAUUUUUCCUUUGUCAUAGCCUGUCCAGAUGGUGGUAAUUGUGGCGAUGGUCUAGCUUUCUUCCUCGCGCCUUUUGGGCGUAAGCUUCCUCCAGAUUCCUCAGGUGGAUCUCUUGGCCUACUUGAGAGAGCCGUAGCUGGGUUGAACUUGACUACAACUAAAGUUGUUGCGGCUGAGUUUGACACUUGGAUGAAUGAUGGAUGGGAUCCAAGUCCGGAUCAUGUAAGUAUCAAUGUUAAUUCGAUGAAAUCUGUGGCUACUGUGCCAUUGGAAAAUCGAAGUUUGAAGGAUGGCAGAAAAGCUAAUGCAUGGGUAACUUAUAACUCCGCUACAAACAACCUAAGUGUUUAUCUAACUUAUGAUGAUAAUCCUGUUUUCAACGGGAAGUCGAUUUUAUACUAUAUUGUUGAUCUAAGCAAGGUUCUGCCGGAGAACAUUAUUGUUGGGUUUUCGGCUGCAAUUGGAGGAUAGGUAGAAACUCAUAAACUCCUUUCCUGGCAAUUCAAUUCCACUCUACAGGUAAACAAAGUAGCAGAAAUUCCUAAAGGAAAAAAAGAUAGUAAAGUUGGUUUGUUGGUGGGU
Molecule: messenger RNA, 894 nt
Organism: Papaver somniferum (opium poppy)
Lineage: Eukaryota; Viridiplantae; Streptophyta; Magnoliopsida; Ranunculales; Papaveraceae
Product: lectin beta-1 and beta-2 chains-like
Exons: 1
Coding region: 1-783 (260 amino acids)
Molecular function (GO): carbohydrate binding
Source: RefSeq, a predicted model, not a curated record